AUGUCUCGCAUAUCUAAUCAUCUCCUGGCUCCGCCUGUAGGUGCAGCCGUAGUGGUCGAUGUACUACUACCCCCACUGCCCCCGUUGCCCUUCAAAACAACAGCCUGGACUACUUGCCCAGCAGCAUUGAACACGAUACCAACGAGCGCAGAUAACGGGUCGUAUUUGUCAUGUUCUGCUCGAAGUACGGCCGCCGCAACCAACUCCAAGCGAGACAUACUCGAUUAUAACCUAGCCUACAAUAUCCUCUACUCUGUCAACGACUAUUCCGGUCAGACACACACUAACCGUAUUCUGGCACAGAGCGGUAGCAUCUAUGAUUCCUUGCUCGACAACAACGGUGACGAGCACAGCCGCCAGGUAGUAGGCUACUAUAGCAGAGAUAUGACAUUUACCGGUCAUAAUCGAACUAUCACCAUUUAUGGAAAAACGGAAUACGAGCUAUCUUAUGAAUACAAACCCUUUCCGGGUCUGGACGCCGUCGCAAAUAUUUAUGUGACGCCUGAGGGAAAGGUGGUGAAGACACAAGUUGUCGCCGAGGCACAAGGAGGAGGCACUAGUACGAUUAGUGAUGAUGAUGCCGAUGAGGAGAAGGAUGCCUGAACAUUGUAUGUGUUUAAUGACCACCUAAUUUAAUACAUUCUUGCAGCUGAAGAUUGACUGAAGAAGUUUCCAUUAUUGAAG
Messenger RNA from Daldinia loculata, 684 nucleotides. RefSeq lists its product as uncharacterized. The transcript is spliced from 3 exons. The coding region runs from base 1 to 603 and encodes 200 amino acids. The record is from RefSeq and is a predicted model, not a curated record. Lineage: Eukaryota; Fungi; Ascomycota; Sordariomycetes; Xylariales; Hypoxylaceae.